Messenger RNA from Colletotrichum graminicola M1.001, 1566 nucleotides. RefSeq lists its product as uncharacterized. Gene Ontology annotation, biological process: resolution of meiotic recombination intermediates. The transcript is spliced from 3 exons. The record is from RefSeq and is a predicted model, not a curated record. Gene Ontology annotation, molecular function: single-stranded DNA binding; single-stranded DNA 3'-5' DNA exonuclease activity. Lineage: Eukaryota; Fungi; Ascomycota; Sordariomycetes; Glomerellales; Glomerellaceae. Bases 1 to 1566 code for a protein of 521 amino acids.
AUGCCAGAGAUCUCCAUACAAGCCUUUUACAAGAAGGAGUUUCCGACUGCACGUGGAACUGCGCCAGCUGACAGAUGGCCACGAAAAAAUGAUGGAUUUACACAAGAAGAGAUCAAUUCUGGACACAAUUACCUUGACCGACCGUGGAACCCGUCAGAAGACUACGAGAAUGUGUGUAUCGGUGACAUUCAACUGGGUCCGACUCGCAUCCGCUUCACUGGUCGCAUAGUCAACUACGCUCCGGCUUUUCUCAACACCAAGAAGACCUACAGUCGUCCAGCGCAUCAAUUGAUAGUCACAGAUGAUACGGGAGCCAUAAUUGUCAAUCUCGUCCCUAUUGGUAUCCCGAUCUCUCGUUUGGUCAUAGGACAGCUCGUGAUUGUCUGGGCCAGCUGGACAGGUACCUUGGCGGGUUCAAAUCACGGCAACAUCCCCUUUGUUACGAUGUACACCCCAAUAAACCCAGCUGACGUAGGCACAAAACAAUUCAUCCAGUUUCUGCCCCAUACUCCAGAGAACCAGCGACUUUGCCGGGUGCCCCUGGAGUAUGAUGACCGCGGACGGAAGUCGAAGCUUCUCCCUGGCCUUAUGACUUUGGGGCAGUAUCUAAAGACAGGCCAUGACACCCGAGGAGCCCGUAUCAUUGUCUGCAUCAAGGGUUUCGGCGCCCGUAAACGCAUCAUGAUGCAAGAGCGUACGAAAGAGGCGGAGCUGCUCGAAGUCAGCGUGUGCGACGAUACCGCCAGCUGCGUGCUGACUCUCUGGGAAGAUAAGGCCAGCUCCGCCAAGCUAUGGAAGCCCAACGAGACCAUCCUACUUCUGACGAACCCAAAGUUCGUGCCUCCACGGGACACCAAACCACUACCCACGAGCGCCGGUAUUAGUCUGAACUAUAACACUAUCGUUGACGUCGAUCCGAAUUUCCAGGAUGCCAAUUGGCUUCGCGAAUGGGUUACAAAAAGAGUCGAGAGAGAGGCCGUCUUCUUACCCUUCCCAGAAGGUGUGUGGAACGCAGAGGUUGCUGUUAAUGGGCCUGUCCGACCACUUUUCACUCUCGCCGAGGUGGACGACUUCGCACGCGCCGAUCCGGCUACUGACUUCACCGGCAAGCUGAAUCUUACUGUCCUAGGUAUCAACCUGCUUGAGCUCCAUCGAAGAAAGAUGAUGUUUUGUACGGAAUGCUGUGGGGUUCCCUUAUAUGCAAACCAGCCAUCUGCGACGUGUAAGAAUUGCAUGAAGCAGCAGACGCUCGUCCUCAACGCCCGUGUCAUGGGUACCCUAGCAGACGAGACUGGAUGCAUUACGCAAGGGAAGCUUGUGUGGAAUGCCCAGGCUUGGGGCGAGCUCUUCUUCCCCGCUGUCGAGCCCACUCCCCCGAACCCAGUGCUGGCGACAGCGGAUGUUGCAAAGACAUCUGCUUCCACACUCACAAGGAGAGAUUUGGCCACGAUGGAGACCAGUGAGCUCAGGAUAUUGGAGGAGCAGAUACUAUACGCCCGUCUCACGUUGACAUUUGGCUGGUCCCCGUUUGUCAAACGGCUGUGCGUCCUUGGAGUUGAAUGGUAA